Molecule: messenger RNA, 447 nt
Organism: Cantharellus anzutake
Lineage: Eukaryota; Fungi; Basidiomycota; Agaricomycetes; Cantharellales; Hydnaceae
Exons: 2
Coding region: 1-447 (148 amino acids)
Source: RefSeq, a predicted model, not a curated record
AUGGCUGCGCCCCCUGGCAGUCCCAAGAUGGGGCACAGCAUCAGCAAAUGGUCCACGUUCAAUUUGGCCACUUCUGUUGAAUAUGUCCACCAGAAGUGGCCAGACUGCCCAAAGUGCCCAAAGCAAAAUAAACCAGGUCCCUCCAAUUCAAUUUCAGGGCUAAACUCAAUGGCUCCAAGGGCAAUUCCCACAGUUGUACAGCUCAAAACAAUUAAGUUUGGUCCUGAAAUUGAAUUGGAGGGACCUGGUUUAUUUCACUUUGGGUACUUUGGGCAGUUUGGCCACUUCUGGUGGAUAUGUCCACAAGAAGUGGCCAAACUGAACGUGGACCAUUUGCUGAUGAGGGAGUCCCCUCCUGGCGGAUCCUAUGAUAGGGCACAGGAGCUUGUGUUUGGGAUCCAUGAGUGGUCCACACAAGUUGCAUGGGUAUACACCAGCAUGAGUUGA